AUGAAGCUGAAUAAUGAGACAGUGACGGUGGAAUUGAAGAAUGGGUCUGUUGUUCAUGGUACUAUCACCGGAGUUGACAUGCAAAUGAACACCCAUCUCAAGACCGUCAAACUUACCACUCGUACCCGGGACCCCGUCUCCCUCGAUACACUUUCCAUCAGGGGUAACAACAUCCGAUACUUUGUCCUUCCUGAUGCCUUACCUUUGGAUACCCUUCUCGUUGAUGAUGCGCCGAAACCGAAGGGUCGCAGGGGCGCAGAGGCACCGGGAGCAAGAGCCCGAGGACGCGGUGCGCCGAGAGGCGGUGAUAGGGGGAGGGGCGGUGGGAGAGGGAGAGGACGGGGAAGGGGACGAGGGUUUUGA
Molecule: messenger RNA, 363 nt
Organism: Lentinula edodes (shiitake mushroom)
Lineage: Eukaryota; Fungi; Basidiomycota; Agaricomycetes; Agaricales; Omphalotaceae
Exons: 2
Coding region: 1-363 (120 amino acids)
Biological process (GO): spliceosomal snRNP assembly; RNA processing
Cellular component (GO): U1 snRNP; U2 snRNP; U12-type spliceosomal complex
Molecular function (GO): RNA binding
Source: RefSeq, a predicted model, not a curated record